This is a messenger RNA of Parastagonospora nodorum SN15, 711 nucleotides long. RefSeq lists its product as hypothetical. The record is from RefSeq and is a predicted model, not a curated record. The transcript has a single exon. The coding region runs from base 1 to 711 and encodes 236 amino acids. Lineage: Eukaryota; Fungi; Ascomycota; Dothideomycetes; Pleosporales; Phaeosphaeriaceae.
AUGAGACUUGCAGGAAGACAGCAUGGCUUCAAAAGCUUCAACUCUCCCAUAUGGUCCUUCGCGACAUGUCUGUAUCUGACUCCGUUUCUGCCAUUCUCGCGUGCGCAAGAUGUCGCCAUCAGCACCUCAAGUCCAGGCAUCGCUGUGCCUUCCACCACAGUCUCACCAGAUGCCUCACCACCAACGACCCUUACCACUACAUCUCCUCCUACUUCCACCGACCCCGCACCUCCCGAACUCUUCCCCACCCACCCCUCCUCACACGUCCAACCCGUCCGCGACGCCUCCGUCUUCAACUACUACUUCCUCUUCCUCUUCAUAUUCGCCGUCAUCAUCGCCAUCCUCCUCCUCUGGUUCCACCGCAGGCGACAACAGCGCAAACAGCAGCUGCGUCAGAAUGGGCAGCACGCGCUGGCGAGGGAUCUAGAGGGAUGGGCGGGAACGCGACGAUUCAUGCAUGAGCGGCAAGGGAUUCGGCCUUCUGCGGCGACGAGGGAGGAGGGGUUGAAUGAGGCUGGGGAGGCGCCGCCGCCUUAUGACGGGAAGGGUACGGAGACAGUUUCGGUUGGAGCGGCGAGCGAGACGGGUGAGGUUGGUGUACCGUUGCGGGCGCUCGUACGGGAUGAGCGGGCUCAGGAACCACCGGGAUACGAUGCCACUGAUCAUGAGGAUACAUCAUACAACGUGGGGCGGAGGCCGGUGGUUACUUGA